AUGGCAGACCUGUCCUCGUUCCAGCGGGCCAACGAAGCAGUUGCCCAUCUCAGAAAUACCUUGCCAGAAGGCCUGCAAAAGCCGCAGGUCGCAAUUGUAUGUGGUUCAGGACUAGGAGGACUCGCAGAUACGAUUCACACUGAGCUACGAGCUGAAUAUGACUACGGAUCUAUUCCUCAUUUCCCACGCUCAACAGUUGCUGGACAUGCUGGGAAACUGGUCUUUGGGUUCCUUGGCCAGAAAAUCCCUGCAGUGUUGAUGGUUGGCCGUGCCCAUUACUAUGAGGGGCACUCGAUUGAUCAAGUGGCAUUUCCAAUUCGCGUGUUCAAGCAGUUGGGAGUUGAUACGGUUCACCUGUUCCUAGCGGGAUUGGCAGGAACCCACCCACUGAGGGGACCCAACGAGGAAGAGUUUGGAGUACGUUUCCCGCCCUUGUCUGACGCUUAUGACCUUGAGCUGCGUCGCCAUGUGCAUCAAGCAUGGAAGACAGUCAUAUCCCCAGAAAGCAGCAGAAAGUUGCACGAGGGUGUAUAUGCAUUCGUCGGAGGCCCCACUUACGAAACGAGAGCCGAGAGCCGAAUGCUUCGAAUGCUCGGGGCCGAUGUGGUCGGCAUGUCCACAGUACCUGAGAUUGUCGUCGCCAGGCAUUGUGGCCUCCGACUGCUUGCCUUCAGUCUAGUCACCAACAAAGCCGUGUUGUCUCCUGUUCCUAGGGGAGAUGAAGAUCUUCUCCAGGGCAAAGCAGCAGAUGAGCUGACUGCCAUACUGGAAGAGGGCAAGGCAGGCCAUGAAGAAGUCCUGGAGGCUGGCCGUGCGGCAGCCCUUGAUAUGCAGAAAUUGGUUGUCCAAUCCCUGGUUAAUGCCUUUGAGCAAGCUUAA
This is a messenger RNA of Penicillium arizonense, 879 nucleotides long. Its product is annotated as purine-nucleoside phosphorylase. The record is from RefSeq and is a predicted model, not a curated record. The transcript is spliced from 6 exons. Lineage: Eukaryota; Fungi; Ascomycota; Eurotiomycetes; Eurotiales; Aspergillaceae. Gene Ontology annotation, biological process: nucleoside metabolic process. Gene Ontology annotation, cellular component: cytoplasm. Bases 1 to 879 code for a protein of 292 amino acids. Gene Ontology annotation, molecular function: purine-nucleoside phosphorylase activity.